CUACGGACGGUUUGGCCCGCAGCGUUUGCAGGUUGCAAGAGAGACCCUGGGAUGGAACAAGCAAGCAAGCAAGCAACAGUGCUGCAGCUGCAGCUGAAUGCUGAUGCUGCGACGCCCCCAGUCACCUUGUUGAGCCCAUUUUCUGGCUGGUACGAGUCACAGUUUACAAAUGUCGAAUCACAGGCGUGCGGAGGGCUGGCAGAGAUUUGGAUGACCAGCCAAGACGCGACUUACCAAAGAUUUGCAUAG
Messenger RNA from Bipolaris victoriae FI3, 249 nucleotides. RefSeq lists its product as hypothetical. The transcript has a single exon. NCBI's taxonomy places the organism in Eukaryota, Fungi, Ascomycota, Dothideomycetes, Pleosporales, Pleosporaceae. The annotation marks the transcript as partial. The record is from RefSeq and is a predicted model, not a curated record.